GGGCCGGUAUUAGCUUCGUUAUCUGGCUCACGUCGCGGAGCUCGUCAACUGUCAACACGGAUUGUGGACAGUGAAAACCUGCGCUGCUUUGUCACACAUUGAAGAAAAUGGUAGAAACGGUGACAUUUCCCACAAUAUCCCGGAAUAAAACGUUGUAUUUGUAGACUUUCUGACCGUGGUUGCAUCAAUUUUGGAAGGAGGGAUGCCGGUGGAGAGCGGGAGCAGCGCCGCCGCCCGCCAGGCCAAGCAGAAGAGGAAGUCCCACAGCUUGUCCAUCCGCAGGACCAACAGCACAGAGCAGGAGCGCUCCGGCCUGCAGAGAGACAUGCUGGAGGGACAGGACUCCAAGCUGCCUCUGUCUCUGAGGAGCAAUCUGCUGGACCUGUUCAGUCAGAUCGAGAGGGAGUUUGAAAACCUCUACAUAGAAAACCUGGAAUUACGCAGAGAAAUCGAGACGCUGAACGAUCGUUUGACUGCAGAUGGACAAACCUUCGAAGGAGCAGAUUUAGCCAAAGGAGCACUGAAAACAAAAGCGAGUCACAGCACGAGCCAGCUGUCACAAAAACUAAAGACAACCUACAAGGCUUCCACAAGCAAGCCCAGCCAGGGGGUCGACUCUCCCUCCCCAAGAGACUUGGUCAUUCAAAUUUGGAAUUUAUUUAGUGAUCUGUUUCCAAAACGCACCGAGGGUCCAGUUUGUAUCAUCCCCAUCUUUAAUAUUGUGUCUAGUUUUAAAGCGACCACGUCCAGAGCGGUGUGCCAGCUGGUGAAGGAGUACGUCGGCCACAGAGACGGCAUCUGGGACCUGAGCGUCACCAGGAUACAGCCCGUGGUGCUGGGUACUGCGUCUGCAGACCACUCUGCGAUGCUGUGGAGCAUCGAGACGGGGAAGUGCCUCCUCAAAUACAUGGGCCAUCAAGGAUCAGUCAACUCCAUCAAGUUCCACCCCACUGAACAGAUGGCGUUAACAGCCUCCGGAGACCAGACGGCUCACAUUUGGAGAUACAUGGUGCAGCUGCCGACUCCGCAGCCUGUUGCUGAUAUCAGCCAAACACCGUGUGAGGACGACGUGGACUUUUCGGAUAAAGACGAGGCAGACGGCGAGGUCGAGGGUCCAAACGACUGUCCUUCUAUUCGCAUGGCAACCACGACUCUGCGCAGCCAUCAGGGCGUGGUGAUCGCCGCUGACUGGCUGGUGGGGGGCAAACAGGUUGUGACGGCGUCCUGGGACCGAGCCGCCAACCUGUACGACGUGGAGACCUCAGAGCUGGUCCACUCGCUCACUGGCCAUGACCAGGAGCUGACCCACUGCUGCACACACCCCACCCAGCGUCUGGUGGUCACCUCCUCCAGAGACACCACCUUCAGACUGUGGGACUUCAGAGACCCGUCCAUCCACUCCGUCAACGUGUUCCAGGGACACACUGACACGGUGACGUCCGCUGUCUUCACGGUGGGCGACAACGUGGUGUCCGGCAGCGACGACCGAACCGUCAAAGUGUGGGACCUGAAGAACAUGAGGUCGCCCAUAGCAACCAUCCGCACAGACUCCGCCGUCAACAGGAUCAGCGUGUCGGCGAACCAGAAAAUCAUCGCUCUGCCUCACGACAAUCGGCAGGUCCGACUGUUCGACAUGUCCGGGGUGCGUCUGGCUCGACUCCCGCGAAGCAACAGACAGGGUCACCGGCGGAUGGUGUGCUGCUCCGCCUGGUGUGAAGACAACACCUCCUGCAACCUGUUCACCUGCGGCUUCGACAGACAGGCCAUCGGCUGGAACAUCAACAUCCCCGCCCUGCUGCAGGAGAAAUGACCUGCGCCUCCUGCUACUGUCCCCCUUCAGUGAAGCUCCACCCAACGUCUGCCCCCCCAGAGCAUCAAACACUCGCAUCCUGCAGGCUUAAAAGGUGGCUUUAAAAAGUUUACUUUGACUUUUCGUCUGUGAAAAGUUCUCACAUGACGUAGUUUGAGCGAUCGCUCAUUGGAAGUCAACGUUACGGAAUUUUUAACAGCUGUCUUUAGAGUCUACAGGAGGAAAGUAUUUGACUUGUAAAGCUCCCUGAGGUCCGACCUGCCCCAGACGAGGGAGGGUGGGACAGAGAAGGGGCUCGCGCUCGCUGCCUGCUGCAUCCGUCACGCUCUCUAACUCCCCUCCGCUGAUAUACACGGAACACAAAGUGGUUUUCUUUUACGCUAUCCAACAGUGGACCAGAAACAGAAAAAUAACCUCGGAUGGAAAAAUCCACAAGUUUUUUGGUGUUUUCAGGAGUGAAUCUGUGACAACUUCCUGAUCUCUGCGAUCGCUAAACGUAGGUGCAAAAUGGCCGCACCAGAAAGAAGCCCUCGCUCUUUGAAUUUGUCAAAUUGAUGCUUUUUACUUUCCAUCUUUUCAAUCUUUCAAGCACAACUCAAAGUUCUCUCUAACACACUUUAAACGUUCAUGUUACCAGAGCAGCUCAGUCUGUGUGAGACAUUAAUGCACCUUUUAGGACUCAUACUCCUAAAUACUUCAAGCUUUCACAAGUUUCUUUUCGUUCUGUACAUAGUGAACACAGUCGAAAUAGAAAAGCUAAAUGCUGGUGAGUUCCAGCUGCAGGCUGCUCGGACUCUUCUGCAACCUGAACACAAUGUGAGUAAAUACUUGUCCUGCGCUGAGUUAGUGCUAGAACGUUUUCUCUGUGCAGACGCUUGUACUGCCGGUUUGUUGUUAGCCCGGAACAAAGUAGGGCCGUACUACAGAUCACGAUUCUGGAUGGCUUUCAGACUGAAGAGCAAAUCUUCUUAAUAACUUAGAAGAGGGAAAGUGGAUAUCACACACGCACACCUGCAUUGGUCUGACGGUGGCUGGUUGUAAGAUUUUAACACAUCGUCCAAACCUUAGUCUGCAUGAACUAGAAGAUACAAAAAUAUAAAAUCAUAAAUGUAAUUGUAACCUACAAGAGAAUUAAAUAUGUAAUCUUAAUUUGCAUGCUUAAAUCAAGACAAUUAAACUUUGCUGAUCUGUAAACCGAUAUAUAAAUAAGUUUUAAGAAUAAUAAUAAAUGUUGUUGCAAUACCGCUUCCAGCCACCAGCCAGCAUCACUUAAGUGGAAGUGAAUUCUUAAUUAACGUGAGUUAUAAUGAAAUGUACAGACAGUAUGUUCAGUAAUAUUCUUUAACAAACAGAAACAUUAAAACCUUGAAGUGUUUGAGUUCUGACAGCCAUCCAGACUUCCUGGUUCCUCUCAGUUUAGAUGUGUUGGUGUUACAAACUGAAGCGUCCUCUCGCGUGUGGAGGCUUCAGUGUUCUGAAUGUGUUCUUCACGGACUGAAACUUCUCCAGUGUUGCUCCCAGUAUGACCUUGUGUGUGAUUGGUCACAUUUGUCUGGAUGUGACCGUGUUUCUGUUCCUGUAACGCCAUGAACCAGCCACUGUGUGUCUAGUAGACGGAGACAAUGUAAACUACUUGUCGACAGAGUUUAGUUAGAGGCUGAUACAUGUGUAGAUAUUGUACCAUCAAGACUUAUGUGAAAGGAGAUUUAAGUGUUUCUGUACGUUGGAAAUGAAAUGUGUCGUCUCUAAGAGCAACACCUGUUGAAAUGGUUGUGAGGCAGGGCUGGGCAGCGACGUGUGAUACUUACAGUAACCUCUAUGUUGUACUAAUGUUGUGUUUGGUACUAAAUGGACUCUUGCAGCCUCUUUCUGACUCGAGACACCGAAGGAUCCAGGGUCUGAGUUUACUUCCUGGUCUGCAGAAAUGUAAACGAUUGUUAAAAUGAUGUUGUUGACUUUGUGACAAGUUGAGUAAAUACGAGAUAAAGAGAACAUAAGAGAGCUUUAGCUGCUCAUUGAUUUAAGCACUAAGACAGAUAAAACACUCAGAAGGUCGGAUGUGUUCAGCCUCUGCACGUCUUUGUUGUGACGUCCCUUCAAACGUCACAUCAGUAAAGUAUGAAGAGCAACAGGAAGUGCAGAAAAGGCCUUUUUGUUGUUCCUGAGUUUAGUUUGUGCGACGACACUCAGGGCCCGACGGCAGUGAAUAACGAGAACAGCGACGUUGUGUGUUUUAGAUGUUAAGACAUUGAGAGCUUGUCGCUGCUACAUGGACAUUUAUAAUUAUAACAUGGUGCACUUUAAAUGGCGAGAGGAGACGUGCGAUGGAAGAAGUUUGAAUAAAGAAGUAAAUGUAUUUAUCGGCUUCCUUUUCAAACUCACAGCUUCUGUGAAAAACAUCGAAUAAUUAGAAUAAAAACAUAAAACUUAACGAGAGAUGACUCGAGAUACUCUCGGUACCGACGGGACUAUUGGACUUUUUCAAAGUGUGAGGAAGUUUUCCUGCGUUCUGAGAUGAAGGGAGUAAACGUGAUCUGCUGCGUUCAGCAGAGGAAGAUAAUAUGUGUACGUUACAUAUCAAUGAACUCUGAAACGAAGCUGGCGUCAGAUCUGAUGUUCCUCGGAGGCCCAGCCCUGCCGUCUGUACCAGUACUUGAUAUGAUUGUAUAAAAAUAACUUUUGUUUCCUAGUUUAUCGCAGUGCCCUUUAGUGCUUAGUGUUGGAACACUGUUGUGGGGAUUCUGUCAGUGUCAUAUACGUAACGGUACUUUAAAACUAGUGAAUCUUUAGAGGAGUGUCGUGAUGCCGUCACCUGCUUUGCUUCCCCACUGCCACUAAAACAGCCAACGCUGCAUUUAGAGAGGCUGUAAUGAUGUGUGUGUGUGUGUGUGUGUGUGUGUGUGUGUGUGUGUGAUACAAAUCAACGUUUAACACGUGUUUAAUGUUGUGAUAACAAGCAGUUACAAAUGUUACACUCACAAGUUGCAGCAUUAACACGAUGAACAAGCACAGUCCAUUUCAAACUGAAUGUCUCGAAGUCCAGCUAGAGAUGUGUGUGUGUGUGUGUGUGUGUGUGUGUGUGUGUGUGUGUGUGUGUGUGUGUUUGGUAACACUUUACAGCUGUCUUUUUGCACCCAGUGAAAUGUAUUUCUAACAAUAAAAAGUCUUAGAAAUACAUUUAAUGUUGAAGUAAAUUUGCGUACAUCAAGUAAAUGGAUGUUUACUGAUAACUUGUCAAAAGGCACGUGUGAAGUGUUACUUUAAAACCAUAACAUUUGUAUCAUAUAAAUUGUAAUAUAUGAAAAAGUCGCUGUUUAGUGUUUUUCAGCUGCAGCAGUUUUAUUAUUAGCUUUUAUAACUUUGAUGAUCCUGCGUCUCAUUGUGUUUGUAUUUUUCUGUCUUCACAUUCACGUAACUCGCAGGUUAACUUUGUCACUUAUACCAGAGAGGUACUGUAGUCCUAAACUUAAGUUAGCCUGACGCUAAUUAUCUGAUAAACAUGUCAGCUGCAGACGAGACGUUUAGGUAUAUUAAAAACACACCAACCCUUCUUGUGAGGAGUUAUUUAUAUUUCCAGGAUCUGCAGCUUUAUUUUCUCUGUAUUCACUUCAGCUGCAAAGAGCACAAAUUAAAACUAUUUUAGCAGAAAUAGGAGACGACACCGUUGAUGCUCUGCAGAAGGAGUCAUCCCUGGCUUAACUGACAAAACAUUUUGUUUGUGUGAAGGAAAUUUAAAAGCUGUGUGUGUGUGUGUGUGUGAAUGUUCGAUCUCUAAAGUUUCACUGCACUCAUCUGCAUUUUCUACCAACACUGAGCCACUCUGCUGCCUGCCACGUUCAUAAUAACGUCCAGUUCACACUGUUCACUCUCAACCACAUGAAACCAGAUCCCAUCGCCGUGUUAAACUGGCUCCUUGGUGUUAAACUGGCUCCUUGGUGUUAAACUGGCUCCUUGGUGUUAAACUGGCUCCUUGGUGUUAAACUGGCUCCUUGGUGUU
This is a messenger RNA of Cottoperca gobio, 5807 nucleotides long. RefSeq names its product WD repeat-containing protein 37. The coding region runs from base 203 to 1810 and encodes 535 amino acids. The record is from RefSeq and is a predicted model, not a curated record. Gene Ontology annotation, molecular function: protein binding. NCBI's taxonomy places the organism in Eukaryota, Metazoa, Chordata, Actinopteri, Perciformes, Bovichtidae. The transcript has 16 exons.